AUGGCGAGCCCCGUGCCCGCGCUGCUGCUGGUGGUGCUGGUGCUGCCGCCGCCGUGCCCGUCGUCGCCGCCGCCUCCUCCCACCGCUCCGUGCCCGGCCCGCUGCGACCCGUCCGCCUGCCCGCCGGCGCCCGCCUGGUGCCCGGCCGGGCCGGGCCUGGACGCCUGCGGCUGCUGCCCGGCGUGCGCCGCGGCGGAGGGGGAGCCGUGCUGGGGGGCCGCGGGGGGCCCCGGGCCGGGGGGCUGCGGGGAGGGCCUGCACUGCGCCGGGGCCGCCCCCGGGCCGCCGCCCGCCACGGCCACCGGGCGCCGCCGGGCGCGCCCGGGCCGCUGCCUCUGCACCCACGGCCAGCCCGUCUGCGGCAGCGACGCCCGCACCUAUGCCAACCUGUGCCAGCUGCGCGCCGCCAGCCGCCAGGCCGAGCAGGCGCGCCGGCCCCCCGUCAUCCUCCUGCAGCGCGGCGCCUGCGGACAGGGCCAAGAGGAUCCCAAUAGUUUGCGACAUAAAUACAACUUCAUCGCUGAUGUUGUGGAGAAAAUAGCACCCGCUGUGGUUCACAUUGAAUUGUUUCGCAAGCUUCCUUUCACCAAGAGGGAGGUUCCCGUGGCCAGCGGCUCCGGGUUCAUCGUCUCAGAAGACGGACUGAUUGUUACGAAUGCCCACGUAGUGACCAAUAAGCACCGAGUUAAAGUGGAGCUAAAGAACGGAGCCACAUACGAAGCCAAAAUCAAAGAUGUCGAUGAGAAGGCUGACAUUGCCUUAAUCAAAAUAGAUCAUCAGGGGAAGCUGCCUGUCCUCCUGCUCGGCCGGUCUGCAGAACUGAGGCCUGGGGAAUUUGUUGUUGCAAUUGGAAGUCCAUUUUCACUCCAAAACACAGUGACUACUGGGAUCGUGAGUACCACCCAACGUGGAGGGAAGGAACUGGGCCUUCGGAACUCGGACAUGGACUAUAUCCAGACGGAUGCCAUUAUCAAUUAUGGAAACUCAGGAGGCCCUUUAGUAAACCUGGAUGGUGAAGUGAUCGGAAUCAACACUCUGAAGGUCACUGCCGGAAUCUCCUUUGCUAUCCCGUCCGAUAAAAUUAAGAAGUUUCUCACUGAAUCCCACGACAGGCAAUCCAAAGGAAAAGCUAUUACUAAGAAGAAGUACAUUGGCAUUCGAAUGAUGUCUCUGACUUCCAGUAAAGCUAAGGAACUUAAGGAUCGCCAUCGAGACUUCCCUGACGUGAUCUCAGGAGCCUACAUCAUUGAAGUGAUUCCAGACACCCCGGCUGAAGCUGGAGGCCUGAAGGAAAACGAUGUGAUAAUUAGCAUCAAUGGACAAUCUGUGGUCACAGCCAGUGACGUCAGUGAUGUUAUUAAAAAGGAAAGUACCCUCAACAUGGUUGUCCGCAGAGGGAAUGAAGACAUUAUGAUCACAGUGGUUCCUGAAGAAAUUGAUCCUUAGGAAGAAACCUGAGCCGGAUUUCUUGUUUUCUUCGAAGGAAUGAACAAUAGACUGCUUAAAAAGACUCUGUGCUGGUACAGGAAACAGACUUUUGACCAACAUUUUGCUUCUUCAGCAAAACAGCACUGGCCAACAAAGUAAUUUGUAAUAGAUUUAAGGCAAACCAAAUGUAAUGUUACAGAUACUCAGGCAAUAAUUCUUUCCUUCUGUUGUUUUUUUUUUUAUGUAUGCAGCGUAUUCUUUACUGCCAACUUCAACCUUUACUGCUCUGACUGUCCACAAUUGUUUCUCUCUGUUGCUGAAUCUUCAUCUUAGUCCAGCAAGUCAGAUGGAUAAAAUAUAAACACAAGACCAACUGGAUGCCAGAAUGAGGAAUUGGGAGAGCUUUGAUUUCAAACAGAAACACCACCGAAAGUGAGAUGGACCGAUCGAGAUCAUGAGUGGGCUAGUGCUGGCUUGCAAAGCAAACCGAAAGUAGCCUUUUUUCAGAAUUCAUGCAAACUUGGGAGCACUCUGACCUUUUUGUUAGUGCUAUUAAAAUACUUCUAUAUACA
Tachyglossus aculeatus (Australian echidna) is the source of this 2000-nucleotide messenger RNA. It is a transcript of the gene HTRA1, whose product is annotated as HtrA serine peptidase 1. Bases 1 to 1446 code for a protein of 481 amino acids. Lineage: Eukaryota; Metazoa; Chordata; Mammalia; Monotremata; Tachyglossidae. The transcript has 9 exons. Gene Ontology annotation, cellular component: extracellular region. The record is from RefSeq and is a predicted model, not a curated record. Gene Ontology annotation, molecular function: serine-type endopeptidase activity; protein binding. Gene Ontology annotation, biological process: programmed cell death; proteolysis; positive regulation of apoptotic process.